CUUAUAAUUUUACCCUGCCUCUUGCGUUGAAUCAUUGCCUAACUCGUUACUCAUUUGGCCUUGAACAAGGCUUUAGGCCAAAUAGGAGCAAAACACCCAUAAUAAAACAAAAAAACAAAACAGGUUGUUAUAGGUUAAAACUUGUAAUGGCAACCCAGUUAAACUAAAAAUUCCGCUGGGUUUUGGCAGGUUUUGAUGUUUGCACGCUCGUGGCCUCAAAUUUAACAGUGACUGUUGUCUGAAAUCUUCUCAACUUGGUCUGUUCGGUGCUGUUAUUCAAUUUCACAUAUUAAAUCAGCAGUAAGAACAAUGCCCAUCUCCAUCCGUUCAGUUUAUUAUGGACAGAAUGAUGUCGGUGGGUAAAUUGAGAGCAUAUAGGAAAUAGUGAUGCCAUUCUUGAACAAUAUGAGGGUCUUGAAUGCAUCCCAAAUCAGAAAAUAUUUUCAUUUCAAUCAUUUGGAUCAUUGUCACAGUAGUGAAAAUCACGUUAUCGAAUGAUUUAUUCAAUGUAUCAACAUAGUGGACAGUCUGGACUCGAAACCAUGAAUUGGGCGAGUCUAUAUGUAGGCUCUGAGGGUUUAUUAGAUGGAAAGAAAAUUAGCAGAUUAGAAUGAUUUCAAACAAUGCAUAUGGAAGAUACGGCCUAAUAGGCAAUUGGGUUCAUGAAGUGAGUGAGUUUGUAUUUGGGCAAUUAGGGUUUAUAAGAUGGAAAGGAUAUUUCCAGAUUAGUAGACUGAUUUCAAACGAUGCAUAUGGAAGACAUGGCCUACAAGAAGAAGAAGAAGAAGAUGAAGUUAUUAAGGGCUUCCAUGGAAGUCAGGAGAAGAUGUCUCGUGAAAUUGGAUUUGGGGUAAGUAAUGAGGAUAAAUUUGAAUACGAAUACGAGCAUCCAAGAGUCAAGGAAGCUUGUAGGCUCAUCAAGUUGCAGCAUAUGUGGGAGACAAGGCAUGAGAGGGACCUCAGGCGCACGGUUCGCAAACUAACUCCACAACAGGUUUGUGCCGUGCUUCAAUGUCAGGAGGAUGAGAGGGACGCUCUCAAGUUCUUUUACUGGGCAGACAGGCAAUGGCAGUAUCGACACGAUGUUGCAGUGUAUCACUGUCUUCUCAGGAUUUUGAGCAAGACCAAGCUCUGCCAGGGAGCUCGUAGAGUGUUAAAUUUAAUGAUUAGAAGAGGGCAUGCUUGCCAUCCGCUGACAUUCAAUUAUCUGAUGAUUUCAUACAGUCGUGCAGGCAGAUUGUCGGAUGCCCUAAGGGUGUUGAAACUGAUGCAGAUACAGGUUGUUAAGCCUGAUCUCUCAACUUACAACACGAUCAUCCAUGUGCUUGUGAUGGCACAAAAUUUGGAUAAAGCCCAUAAAUAUUUCAAUGCAAUGAAGCAGGCGGGAAUCGCUCCUGAUAUUGUGACAUUUAAUAUUCUUGUCAAGGGGCUGUGUGAAGUGCGUCGAUUGGAUGAUGCUGUGCAGCUGUUGAGAGAGAUGCCUUUCAGGGGUUGCCCUCCUGAUAAUGUUACCUACCAUACAAUACUAAGUUUCCUAUGCAAGCAUAGGAAGAUAGAUGAAAUACGAAGCAUACUGGGGAUGAUGGACAAAUAUGCACUGGCUCCAGAUCAGAGCACCUAUUCUAUUCUAAUUCAUGUGCUUUCAAAAUAUGGUCAUGGUUUUGAAGCCUUGCAAUUUCUCAGGGAGUUGGAAGACAAAGGCUUCAAAGUCGGCGUAGUGGAAUAUAGUACAGUAAUUAAUUCAUUUUGUAGGGAUGGAAAGAUGGAUGAAGCUAAAGAAGUUGUAGACGAGAUGGUUUCGAGGGGGCUUAUACCUGAUAUAGUUAUAUACAGCACAAUAAUCAAUGGAUUUUGUAGAAUAGGACGAGUUGAUUUAGCUAGAAAGUUGAUUCAUAACAUGCUUCAGAAGGGCUUGGAACCUAACACUGUACUUUACACAGCCCUGAUGAAUGGACUCUGCAAGAUUGGCAAUUCAAUGGAGGCAAAACGGCUUCUUGAAAAGAGUGAGGAUGAUCUUUGGACACCCAAUAGCAUCACAUACAGUGUAGUUAUGCAUGGGCUUCGAAGAGAAGGAAAAUUGACAGAGGCAUGCCUACUUGUGAGUGGGAUGCUGCAGAGGGGAUGCUUCCCUUCUCCCGUUGAGAUUAACUUGCUGAUACAUUCUCUAUGUAAGAAGCACAGACCUGAUGAAGCAAAAAGAUUCAUGGAAGAAUGCUUGAGAAAAGGUUUUCCUAUCAAUGUCGUACAUUUUACCACUGUGAUACAUGGGUUCUGCAAGGAAGGAAAGAUAGAAGAGGCUCUUUCUUUGCUGGAUGACAUGUAUUUGACCAAGCGCUAUCCAGAUGCUGUAACUUAUACAACUUUGAUUCAUACACUGGGCAAGAAAGAUAGACUAAAAGAGGCUUCUCAACUCACUCUAAGAAUGCUGAAGAAGGGCGUGCUUCCUACACCUCUAACUUAUAAAACUAUUAUCAACAGAUUCUGUGAUAAUAAUAUGGUGGAAGAGUUGUGUCAAUUACUGGCACAGAUGAUGGAGAGCGACAGCUUUAGAGAUGGAUAUAAUCUGAUGAUUGAGAAGCUUUGUAAGGAUGGAAAGCUGCAGGAGGCCUUCAAAUUUCUUGGCAAGGUGUUGCGAACAGCUUCUCAUACUGAUGCCGUCACAUGCCAUUCUCUGAUUCAGAGUUUUCUCAAGAAUGGUCAACCGACAGAUUCCUACAAAGUAGCUUGCAGAAUGUUUCAAAGAAACAUGAUUCCUGACAUUCAGAUUUGCAGAAAAAUAAAAGAACAACUGCUUUUGGAGGGAAAAUCAUGGGAAGCAGACAAGCUGAUGGAGAAAUUUGUGGAGAGGGGAUGCAUCUCGCCAGGUUCUAUAUAAUCAGUCAGACAUCUAAGCCCAGAGAUUGUUUACAGAAAUCUUGAUAUAACUGUAAUCUGGAUAAUUCAUUCAAGGUGCCUAAAUUUGGAAGCAGUACUGUCCUAAGCUGAUAUCUGUUGGCAUUGAAAAAUAUUAAUGAUAUCAAGUUGUCACAGUCCAUGAGAUAAUGAGACAUGUUUUUGGAAACAAGUUUGUAGAAAAAAUUAUCAACAUUUUAGAUCACAUUGCAUGAUCCAUUAUUAGUGAGGAAAGAUGCAGGCAGAUAGUGGGCUAGAGAUUCUGAUAUAAAUAACUCUCGUAGAGUAUAUUGAUGCCAUUAUAGGAGAAACAAAAAUAUUAAAUGCACUAGCCAUUACAUGCCAUUAAAUUAGAUAAAAAAUAUUGAAUGCACUGGCCAUUACUAUCAAUAAAUCAGAUACAAUCACCCUUCUGAAAUUAUAAAAUGUCGCGCUUCUUAUUUUUAGCAUAUUGACAAUUGGCUUUGAUUAGUAAAAUGCUUAGUUGAUUUCAUUGGAGAAGUGGAACACGGCUCAGUAAAUACAAGAAGCAGGGUGCAGGCAUCUGAAGUUGGAAAUUUAGAGAAAAAUCAAGGUUUUGACAGUUCGAUGCAAAAUUGCCAGUAAUUGUAGACAGUUUUGUAAUCACCAAGGCAGUAGAAAAGCGGUUGUUUCAUGACUGUUGAAAAGCAGUGGUUUCCUCUUGCAUCAGAAUAAGCCAGUAUUGCCCAAGAAUGCUUUGAAUUCCUGUUCCAUGUGGUUUUUGAUGAUUUUUAGGAUCCUUGAUCAGAUUGUACAAGUUUAUUAAACAUGUGUAAAUGCCCAUAGAGGUACAUAAAAAGGAUUUGAGUUGAAUUGUUUGAAUUCUAGCAAAUUCAUAGGCUCAACUGACUGUCAUAGGGUACAGCUCUGGAAGUGUGUAAUUGAGCUUUGAAUGAUCUUGGGAACUGAAAUAAGUUGAAUUGAGGCUGGUUGGGUGCCCAAGAGGCCUAAAAUUGUAUUUUACAUUGAAGAUAGUGGAUAAGUGAAUCUUUUGCCUUUAUUUUUC
Cryptomeria japonica (Japanese cedar) is the source of this 3919-nucleotide messenger RNA. RefSeq names its product pentatricopeptide repeat-containing protein At5g41170, mitochondrial. Lineage: Eukaryota; Viridiplantae; Streptophyta; Pinopsida; Cupressales; Cupressaceae. The transcript has 2 exons. Gene Ontology annotation, molecular function: protein binding. The coding region runs from base 611 to 2875 and encodes 754 amino acids. The record is from RefSeq and is a predicted model, not a curated record.